Messenger RNA from Pectinophora gossypiella (pink bollworm), 1349 nucleotides. RefSeq lists its product as uncharacterized. The transcript has 3 exons. The coding region runs from base 87 to 1349 and encodes 420 amino acids. The record is from RefSeq and is a predicted model, not a curated record. Gene Ontology annotation, molecular function: nucleic acid binding; zinc ion binding. Lineage: Eukaryota; Metazoa; Arthropoda; Insecta; Lepidoptera; Gelechiidae.
GACCAUCUCGUAGCAAAUCACGCGAUCGAAAUAAGAGCCGUAGUCGUCGCGUUCGUAAUACUCGUUCACGAUCUACAACUCCUUCAAUGUCGCGGCUGUAUCGACGAUCUAUAGAUACCAUAGUGACACGGCUCAAUGCUUUAGAGAAUAGGUCGGUCGUAGAUAAUACGCCUGCUCCCCCACCUGCUGUAACCAUGGAUGGUACUGCUGAAAAAAUUGUGGAGGCUAUACAUUCGCUGAAAACCGAUAACUCGCGUUCGUAUUACGUUUCUAAUUUCGACCCCAGCAUCCAUGAUGUGGAUGUAUGGUUUGGUGAAGUUGACAGGGCCAAACUUAACAAUAGAUGGGAUGAUUACGAAUGCGUAUCGAGAAUCGGAAAUUGUUUGAAGGGUGAUGCCAGGGUUUGGCUUGACAUGUGGGUGGUUAAUGACCGUUCCUGGACCAAUUUCAAAAAUGAUUUCAAGCCAUUAUGUGCCAGGCGAGUUGAUAUGGCAAGUAUUUUAUACGAAGUCAUGUCAACAGAUUCGGAUCAUUAUCAGACGUAUGCAGAAUAUGCGCGUCGUUCGUUGCUCCGAUUACGCAUAGUAAAGGGUUUGAGUGACGAACUGAUAUCGUCUAUAGUGAUCCGUGGCAUUAGGGACCCUCAUGUUAAGGCUUCGGCUGUAAACGCGAAUUUACUACCAAAUGAUUUGGUAAAUUAUUUGGCUACUUUUAUUAAAUUACCCUCGAAAGAUAGACAAAAUUCUCGUCCCGUUGGUUACGGUAAUCAAUUAAAUUUUAAUAAUAAACCGAAUAACAAUUUAAAGCGCCCAUUUGCAAAGCCACACGUCCCUGUCAAAUGUUAUAUAUGCGGAGAAACCGGUCAUAAACAAGUGGAAUGUACGAAAAAACGUAAAAUUGAUCAAUCUCGCGCGGGUCCCUCGACCGAAUUAAACAAAUCUUCGAAUACUCCAAAAUCGAGUUCUAAUGUGGUAUGCGCUUACUGUAAGAAGGACGGGCAUCAUAUAAGUGUUUGUUUCGCAAAACAACGGUCGGACGCCAACAAGCAAACAAAUGUAAAUUUUUGUUCCACCGUCAAUCCACAUCAAUCCAAAGAUAUUGUGGUAGGAAUAGUACAGGGCAUACCGGUUGACAUAUUGAUUGAUAGUGGGGCUAUAAACGCAUCACUUAUUUCGUCAUCUGUAGUUAAACAUCUCUCGUGUGCUCACAAAUUUACAUAUCGCGAAAUAAAAGGAGUUAGUGCCUCACCUAUCACUAUCACGUCGUAUAUUACCGUGACUAUCGAACUGGAGGACAUUUCCAUCGAGGUGGACCUCUUAAUAGUGCCUGAUGAAUACAUGAACGACUAG